Messenger RNA from Lingula anatina, 1518 nucleotides. Its product is annotated as pancreatic lipase-related protein 2-like. The record is from RefSeq and is a predicted model, not a curated record. Gene Ontology annotation, biological process: lipid catabolic process. Gene Ontology annotation, molecular function: lipase activity. Lineage: Eukaryota; Metazoa; Brachiopoda; Lingulata; Lingulida; Lingulidae.
AUGGCUGUUCUGGCCCUGGUUUUAUUUUUUCAGUCUUUAUGGCUCGUAUCUGCAGAUGCCCGCCAGGUGAUCGGCCCAGCAAUUGGCAAUGCUGUUCCAAAUCGCUUCAGACGUUGGUCAGCCAAUGUCUGCUAUCCGGAUGUAGGUUGCUUCAACAAUGCUGCGCCUUUUAACAACGCCUACGAUGAAGUCCCGUCAAAACCAGAAGAUAUAGGAACAAAGUUCCAUUUGUACACUCGAUCCAAUUCUGAUUUUCCACAACAAUUGACUUACAACGAUGGAGGUAACAGUCUUCGUGUUUCGUUUUUCAACAAAGACCUUCCAGUAAAAUUCAUAAUUCACGGAUUUACAGAGAGUAUUGAUGCUCCAUGGCUUAAGCGUAUGUCAGAUGCGUUUUUAAAAAAGGAACCAAUGAAUGUUAUUCUUACUGGUUGGAAAGAAGGCGCAAAAGAGCCCUACUACCCUAAGGCUGCUGCCAACACGCGGUUGGUGGGUCGUCAGAUUGGUUUAUUGGUCAACUUGAUGGUCAGUAUGAUGGGAUCCACGUAUGAUAAGGUUCAUCUGACAGGACACAGCCUGGGUGCUCAUAUAUCUGGUUAUGCAGGAGCUUACCUGGACGGGAAGAUUGGACGUAUUACUGGUUUGGACCCAGCCGGGCCGUUCUUUGAAAGUUAUCCCACAGUUGUCCGCCUCGACAAAUCUGACGCCAAGUUCGUUGAUAUCAUCCACUCCAAUGGGGUGUCCAUUACGUCUGGUGGGGCAGGUCUUUCCAUAGUUUCUGGCCAUGUAGAUUUCUACCCUAAUGGAGGUGAAUUUCAACCCGGCUGCGGCGACCCUGUACAAAGCACCCUCGGUGAACUAUUCAGUGGAGACUUUGAAGGGGCAGGGAAUGCUGUGGCAUGCAGUCAUAACAGAGCGUUUGACCUGUUCACUGCAUCUAUUGGUAAUAACCGUGCAUUCACUUCCUACUCGUGUUCAGAUUGGGAUUCAUUCUCCGUUGGAGAUUGCUUUGACUGCAGCCGCGGCAGGUGCUCACAGAUGGGUUAUUAUGCAGACCAGUACAAAGCAACUGGAAAAAUGUAUUUACAAACGCUUGAUGAAUCUCCUUUUUAUGGUUUCCAAUACCUGGUUAAGCUUACAGUCGCAGACGACAGUCAAGGACUAGUGAAAAUACGAGUAGUCGGGGAAAAUGGUGUAUCAGACGUACUAGAGCUUUCUGAACAAACAGAUACGUUGAAGACUGGGGAUCCUCUCCAGCAAAUUUUCAUCACUCAGCGCAAAUUGGGCAAUAUAAAAGACGUUCAGGUUUUCUACGACAAACAGGAUCGUUUGCUUUGGGGAUUUGUUGCUGGAGGAAGUGACGCAUUGACAAUAAAGUCUGCUGUUGUUACUGCUGGAGAGUCAAAGCAAAAGUGGAGGUUCAACCAAGUUCAAGUACCUGAUGACACCUGGGUUUCCACAGUAACCAAGAAGACAAUUUCUGAUUUCAAUACAGAUGGAGGAAUCGUUAUUGGUUGA